Messenger RNA from Anoplopoma fimbria (sablefish), 4515 nucleotides. RefSeq names its product SPARC related modular calcium binding 1 (gene smoc1). The record is from RefSeq and is a predicted model, not a curated record. NCBI's taxonomy places the organism in Eukaryota, Metazoa, Chordata, Actinopteri, Perciformes, Anoplopomatidae. Gene Ontology annotation, biological process: extracellular matrix organization. Gene Ontology annotation, cellular component: basement membrane. The transcript is spliced from 15 exons. Gene Ontology annotation, molecular function: calcium ion binding; protein binding; heparin binding. The coding region runs from base 212 to 1720 and encodes 502 amino acids.
UGAUGAUGAUCAACGCAGAGUCAUGAUUUCUUUUUGCAAGCAAGGCACUAUGUGAUUAGUUAUUGGAGAAGUAGACAAAAGGGGGAAUAACUAAAAGGAGAGUAGAUUGGAGAGAGUGAAGGAGUGUUUUUUUUUUCUUCUUUUUUUGGGGGGGGACCUGUUGAUCAUCAGUGUGACAGACGGACACACAGAGACUACCUGAUCAUCCAUUAUGUUAUUGUCAAGUUUGCUUCUCUUCACCUUUUCUCGCUUUUUUGCGCCUCUGCUUCUCUGCUACCUGCCGCAAGCCUCCGCGCAGAAGCCUGGCUCCCGGUGGCUGAUCGGAGACAGAGACAGUCACUGUGGGGUCAUCUGCUCUCGGACUCAGGGGAAGCCGGUGUGCGGAUCGGACGGCCGGAGCUAUGAGACCGGCUGUGAGCUGCAGAGGGCGCGCUGCAAAGACAAAACACUGACACUGGCACAUCGCGGCCGCUGUCGAGGUAAAAAUUGGGUGAAAAUCGAUCAGUUGCCGGUGGCUUCAGCACCAACAUCCACGUCUGAGGCGAGAGACGUGGAGCUCAAAGAUGCAGGUCAGUCCAAGUGUCGCGUUGAGAGGAACCAGGCUUUGGAACAAGCCAGGAGACCUCAGGAGUCCAUGUUUGUCCCAGAAUGCAACGAGGAUGGAACAUUUGCGCAGGUCCAGUGCCAUACUCUGACAGGUUACUGCUGGUGUGUCACCACUGACGGAAAGCCAGUGAGUGGCUCCUCUGUGCACAACAGGACCCCGGUGUGUUCAGGGUCAGUAACCGACAGACCACCCGGGCCACCGAGCUCUGGUAGAAAAGAUGCUACAGCACUGCACAUGGAUGAUGGCUCCAAGCCCACCCCCACCAUGGAGACUCACGUCCCCCCUGAGGGUGAUGAGAUAACGGCUCCAACGCUGUGGAUAAAACAGCUGGUUUAUAAGGAGAAUAAGCAGAACAGCUCCAGUUCCAGAAAGCAAGAGAAGGUUCCCUCUUGUGACCAGGAGCGACAGAGUGCGCUGGACGAGGCUCGGCAGAAUCCUCGUGAGGCCAUUUUCAUCCCCGACUGCGGGCCCGGAGGCCUUUACAAAGCGGUCCAGUGCCACCAGUCCACAGGCUACUGCUGGUGUGUUCUGGUGGACACGGGACGGCCCAUCCCUGGAACAUCCACCAGCCAUGUUCCCGCUGUCCUCUCCUCUCUGUGUAACAGGUACCAGACGCCAGAGUGUGACGGCGCGGCGCGAUCUCGCAUCUCAGACACUGACGAUCCCUUCGAGGGCAGGGACCUGACAGGCUGCCCAGAGGGGAAGAAAGUGGAAUUCAUUACAAGCUUGUUAGAUGCCCUCACCACAGACAUGGUGCAAGCCAUAAACUCACCAGCCCCCUCCGGUGGUGGGAGGUUCGUUGAGCCGGAUCCCAGUCACACUUUAGAGGAGAGGGUGGUGCACUGGUACUUCGCCCAGCUGGACAACAACGGCAGCCACGACAUCAACAAGAAGGAACUCAAGCCGUUUAAGAAGUACCUGAAGAAGAAAGCCAAACCCAAGAAAUGCGCCCGCAAGUUCACCGACUACUGCGACCUGAAUAAGGACAGAUCCAUUUCCCUGCAGGAGCUGAAAGGCUGCCUGGGCGUCAGCAAGGAGGGUAGCUCAACAACAAGUGGCAACCAAGGGUCAAGUAGGUCGUCUGGUUUGAGAAGAGAAGGAUCCAGAAGCUGAGACGAGAGCAGAGGGCACAGAGGGAAGGCAUCAGUACGCUUGCUGACACGAAAGAGAAAGAUGGAGCAGAAAAAUUAACAAGUUCCUGAGUUUCAAACAAAAAAAAAAAAAAAGUGAACAGAAAAACAUGAAAAGAAAACGAAGCGGCGCCAAAAUAUUUGCACUUUUCUCCUCCCUAUGUUUGACAUUUUAUCUGUUUGUACGUGUUUUUUUUUCUCUUGAAGUGACUGCAAAGGUCUGGGUAAGAAUGAGAAUAUAUUUGUAAAAAGAUCACCACUGGAAGAUGUGUAUGAUACCACAUUUCCCCUUGUGUUUUUAGUCUGCUGUUGUGAUUCAUUCCGUCCUCACAUAACAGGAACGGGCACUAACACACAUUUUGUGGCCACUAAAUUAAACUUACAUUUCCCCUGUUACACAUAGUGGCCCACAGGUCAGUGGUAAAUCACUAAAGAGGAGCUUACAGUCAAAUCCAGCUCACGUGUUGCUCAAUACUUAAAACGAGGAGCUAUGGCAACAUAGACUUAAACGAGUGUGUAAUGUUGUAUGUGAGCAUGCAAUAUUGAGUGAACAGCAUGUAUCAGAAUCUAACCGUGACCAUGAAGACUAAUUUAUCAGCACAGAACUAGCUGAUUUAUCCCCCAUUGCACUGUACAGAACUCUCUAGAUACAUAUACACUUUGGCUUCAGAAUCAGAUCUUUGUGAACAAUGUAGUCUGUUUUUUGUUGAGAACAUACAGUACCAGUGUUGGGGAACGCUAGCUAACAGAACUUACCACACGGUAACUUAAAGUUGUAUUUUUAGUGCAACCAAAAACAAAUGCAAGCCCAUUAUGUUGUUUGUAGUUUUUCUCAGUUAUCAGCAUGUUGCCUGCACAAGAUGUCUCGAGGUUUUCUUUGUUUUUCUACUUUUGUAUAAAGUUUGUGCUAACAAAAAAUGAAAUAAUUUUAGUUAACAUAAAAAACAUUGCAAAAAGCUAACAGUAACAGAUUGUGGGAAAUGUGUAGCAGCUGUCAGUAAUAACAAAGAGUACUUUUAAAGUGAUUCGCCCCGCCCCAAAUACUGGUACAGAACAUACAGUCUUAGAAGUAUACUAACGCAGCCUAACACAUUUAGCACACAACAGGUGACACAUUUUCACAUGCACGUGGCAGUAUCAACAUAUUAAAGCUGCAUUGAUGAUUUUUUUGAGAUUCACAACCCUGAACAAUAAUUGCCUCAAGAGUUGCAUCUAGGGUUGGGUGAUUGGACGAAUAUAUUGGCUGAGUCCAUAUCCAGUUGUUGAUUUUUUUCAUUUUCAUUUGUUAAUUAAAUGGUCCCCCUUCUCGUGAAUUCCUCUAAAUAAUAGAUAAAUAUAAUCUGUAAAAGUGUAAUAUAUAGGUGAAGUGUUUCGGUAAAAUUACAUUUUCCCACUAAAGACCAUUGUGCCAAUAAGUAAAGCAAUCAAUUUGAACAUAUUGCCCAACCUUAGUUGCAUCCUUACAGAUGUAUCCAACACAGAGCAACCUCCCAAUCCAAAUAUUUAGCUCUCGUUUUAGCUCCGUUUUGCUCUCCACCAAUUCCUGAGCGAAAUAUCUGGAUAUUUAGCUGCUAAACACUCCACUAUGUUCACCAGUUAGUUGCUAACUUUGUCUUUCUGGUGUUGUUUGGUGCUGAGCAGGUCGCACAAAGUCAAUUGACUUGAGACUGCGGAGACCUAACUUUUUAGUAAAUGUGCCAUAAAUACAAUGAGUAAAGAGAAACUAAAAAAAGAGUGGCAGAGUUGUGUAGUAAUCAUCUUGUGGGUUUGUCUGUAAGAGAAACCCCUUUCACAAUGUAUUGUAUUUCAUGCCGAUAUCAAAAAAAUAUUAAUGCAGCUUUAAGGUCAAACCACAAUGAAGGUCAUAAAGUUUUGUCACUUCGUUGCUCUGUGUGUAAUUCUAUGUGGCUUGUUUUACCACCCUUCUUAGUUCAUAAAUCAUUACUCAGUUUCUACACAACUUAACAGCUAAAGAGUUUUUCCAGUGUGUAAAUGGUGAAUUCUGCAUGUUUUCAUUUUCUUUCUCACAAAAUGUUCAGGUGAUCAUGGGUUCGUAGGGUUCGUAGGGUUCUACUGGCUACCUUUACAAUAAUAUCAUCCAAUCUCUGACAAAGACCCCCUGGUGGGGAUUUUAUUUUUCCAAAACAGAUUACAGUCCAGAGAAUGACGUUUAAAUAUUCUUAUUAGUACCAGGAAAGAGAGGUGGCACAGAUGACUAAACCCGACCAGUAAAUGGAGUAAGAUGUUUACACGGCCCAGCAUUCCGUUAAUAUCAGCUCAUUUCACCCGUCAUACUCACGUUUAUUCCAGUUAUUGUAAACAAGAUGUGGCAUUUACAAAUGCCAGUUCCUAAAAUAAAUAUUUGAGUCUCCCCCGUAAUUUCGGAGUACGUUUUGUGCAUGUAAACACACUUAUUGUCUGUCCUCCAACAGUUGAUGUCAGUCCUGCUCUGUGAAACACUUAACCACCACACAUACUUGGAGCUUUGCCACCUAAUGCCAGGCAAUGCAGUAAGUCUUUUUAAAUACCCACAAGGGUGUGAGAUGAAAAGGAAAAACACCCAAAAAAAGACCUUAUGAACAAGUUUUGGAAUGAAAAUAAAAUUUCUUCCUCACAUUUGGGAACAAUUGAGUUGCAAAAUUGGAGAAUCAUGAGUUUGCUUUUGUGGUCUGAAUGCUUGUGCAUUUGUUUGGAGUUGUGUAUUUCUUAUAUUCCCGAGAGUCACUGCAGUGGCUCAUGAACAUGAUAUAAAAAAGGCUCCCAUUGUAAAUAUGUACA